Messenger RNA from Ahaetulla prasina, 1818 nucleotides. RefSeq names its product histone H3.v1-like. The transcript is spliced from 3 exons. NCBI's taxonomy places the organism in Eukaryota, Metazoa, Chordata, Lepidosauria, Squamata, Colubridae. Bases 94 to 528 code for a protein of 144 amino acids. The record is from RefSeq and is a predicted model, not a curated record.
CUGGGCUGCUAGGGGUUCGGGAGAACCUCUACCUAAGAUUCUGUGCAGUUCGGAGAACCCUCAAAAUCUCACUCCUCGCUGGCCCCACCCAACAUGCCCCUCCCCUCCCAGGAGUCUCUACGCAGCCUGUUUUGGAUGCAGACUCUCGGAGGGGCUUCCGACAAUACAGCGUCAGCAGUUUUGCAUCACAAAAACGCGAUCCUUGAAAGCAUGGCUCAAAAUCAUAAAAUAAGGAAUCGAAAAGCGACCGAGGCAGACGGUGGCGUUGAUGAUGGAAAGCCAAAGCAACACAAAAAAGAAGAAGAAGAAGAAGAAGAAGAAGGAGAAGGAGAAGGAGAAGGAGAAGGAGAAGGAGAAGAAGAAGAAGAAGAAGAAGAAGAAGAAGAAGAAGAAGAAGAAGAAGAAGAAGAAGAAGAAGAAGAAGAAGAAGAAGAAGAAGAAGAAGAAGAAGAAGAAGAAGAAGAAGAAGAAGAAGAAGAAAGGAAGGAAGUACCGUAUAUACUCGAAUAUAAGCCGAUCCGAGUAUAAGCCGAGGUCCCCAAUUUUACCCCAAAAACUGGGGUAAACUGGGGACUCGAGUAUAAGCCGAGGGUGGGAAAUGAGGCACCUACAGGUUGGGGAAACCCUCCCUCCCUCAGCUGAGAAGGCUGGCGGCUCCCCCGCCCCGCCCUCUCACUGCACCGGCAGGGCUUCCCCGCGCCGUCCGGUAAAAUGUGAAAAAAAGAAAGAAAAAAAAACUCGAGUAUAAGCCGUAUAUACUCGAGUAUAAGCCGAGGGGCUUAAAAAAAAAAAAACUCGAGUAUAAGCCGUAUAGACCCGAGUAUAAGCCGAGGGGGCGUUUUUCAGCACAAAAAACGUGCUGAAAAACUCGGCUUAUACUCGAGUAUAUACGGUAAGUUUGGAAAGUUUCUGAGAUAUCAGUAAAACAACGUCAAUAAAAUGGUAAGAUGGUCUUUAAGUCUAUGGAGAUUCUCAGUCCUCCAGGUCAUGGUUUGUCCCAAAGGUGCUUUUUCAAGAGGCAACUGAACUUUCUUGUUUGUUUGUUUUUCCUUGAAGACGUUUCACUACUUGUCCAAGAAGCCUCUUCCGAGAUGUGCAGAAGUGAAGAAGCUUCUUGGAUGAGAAGCAAAACGUCUUCAAGGAAAAACUGUUGUGACCCAGGCCCAAGUAGGUAGUAGGAAACCCAGUCAGUGAAAAAAACAAACAAACUUUAUUCGAACAGCUGAGAAUUACUUCAUUCCCAGCAUAGUUCAACUAAAUUAAAACAAAUUCCUCCCAACACAAAUUCCUCAGUCCUAUCGCAAACCUUGGUCCAAUUAGGCAAACUGCCAAAGGCCUUUCUUGGCAAACGUUCAUAAGUCAUAAAUAUGAGAAGACGAAGCUACCAAUGUUGUUUUCUGGCAAAGCCCAAACGCCAUUGCUGCUCUGUUUUAAGCCUUAUGGGAGGGGGCAAUCAUCUCUUGGCCCUACUCCCGAGUUGUCCUUUUUACUUGAGCUGCUCUUGCCUGCUGGCAGCUCUUCUCAUGCGUGCAUUAGGAACAGGCUCCUCCUGUUCCUCUGCCUCACUACUAUCAGUCUCUGGAGGCUCUGGAGUCCGCACUUCACUCCCCGAUGGCCCUGGCCUCACCUCAGCCUCAUCGCUGUCCAACUCCGACUCUGCUGACGGACCACAACAAAAACAAAGUCCAGUUGCCCUUUGAAAAAGCACCUUUGCGAUGGUCCUUAAGUGUGUUUUGCAGGACUUUAAUAUGUUUAAUAUGUCAUAUACAGAUAUGGUAUUCAGCAGGUUCGGACUAGUUUGCCCGAACCGGUAGCGGA